GACUUCGUCGCCAUUGUCAAGGAAAAGGUGCAGCCUGUCAGAAAGCGGCAGCUUCAUGCAGAGGUCUUGCCGGGAAGCCUCGACUUCAAGGAGUUUUUCCAGCAGUACGGGCAUUCGGUUGCAGGGCUGGGAGGCUACGAUGCCCAAGACGGCGAUUGCAUUCUGUUGGUCAAGCACUUGACCAACAGUGGAUCUUUGUCCCAGCCACCUCUGACCAUCCUUCCUGCCAGCUUCGCGAAGCGUUUGGAGAAGCCUUUGGAGGUUUUGCCGCGAAAUCUUCUUGCAGAGAGGGCGAGGAAAGAGUGGGAACGUUUCGCUCCUGGUCCUGUUCGCACUGUCACCGUGAAGCAGGCUGCCAAGGCGGCUGAGGCUCCGAAGCAGGCAGCUCGCAAGCGGAAGGCAGACGACAUCUUCAGCGGCGAAUCUGCCGGCCAGGGCAUUCUUGCCAUGCCCCCCGACACAGUCGCCGAGGUUCCGAUUGCAGCUGAACAGCCGGGGCCAGCAGAAGGCCCGAAGUGGCCCGAGCGGCCAACGUUCGCAGGCAGGCAGAAGAAAGGCAGCGAGACCCAGCAAGCCAAGUUCGAUGAAAUGAAGGCCAAGUUCUAUGGCAAUGUGCCCGAGGAGCUGUGGAAAGAUCCCUGUGAGCGACGGUUCUGGAAGGCCUACACGGAUGCUGAAGCCAAAGGCCCAGUCCAGGAUUCCAGCUUCUUCAGUGAGUUCGUGGAUGCGGAGAAAUCCAAGAGGCCCGCCAGGGCCGGCAACCGUGGCGGUCGAGGCAGAGGCCUUGGCCGUGGCAAGGCCGCGACCCGUCACUGA
Molecule: messenger RNA, 816 nt
Organism: Symbiodinium sp. CCMP2456
Lineage: Eukaryota; Dinophyceae; Suessiales; Symbiodiniaceae
Source: the annotation of a GenBank genome assembly